UUCCUAGAAGGUUAGGAUAAAUAUUACCUAGCGCUUAUGUGUGGGAAACCUGGCGGGCUUCUCUCACGACUGCCUUGCCAUCACCUUGCCAUCAGACCAGCAUUAGCUUUCUUUCGCAACUAUGCAAAAUACUUGUCUCGUCUGCGACACUCCAGCUAACACCCGCUGCGCCAAAUGUACAAGCGUCUAUUAUUGCAGCAAGGCGCACAUCGCCCAAGACUGGCCCAUGCACAAAGCAUAUUGCAAGCGAGUCCAUGCCGCCACCAACACCUUUGACGCUAUUCUCUUUGGCGUCAAUGAAAUUAAACCUCGGGUCAUCAAACUCCCUUGGUCAUACGGUCCUGUUGAUGAAGAUGAGCCUGGACGCUGGCAGAUGCUGGAAAGAGAGCCAUGGCUCGGUGGCAAAGAUUGUUGUCCCUAUUUUUUCUAUGUUGGGACGUUCGGGGUCAAUGGACCAUCGCUUGGUCGUACUCUCGCACUGUACUAUGACGAGAACUUCUUGAUCAACGGGUCCCCGAUCAACCGCUGCAUUCAGAGUGUCACCAAUGGCAAAGCCCCGCACCCUUGGGCAGGAAACGUUCUAGCCCUUAGGUCGAAGGGAUUGCGCUCGCUGGAUUGGUACAACGACGCAAUUAUAGAGGAGGACUUGGCGCCGUUGGUUCGGUUUUUCGAGGAUUAUGGGAAAGAGGAUAAUCCGAGUGUCCGCGUCAACAACGCGGUCGGCUCAAAGAAAAGGGAAAAUGCUCAAGUUGCUACUGAUAUUGAUACCGCCAGUGCGAGCGUGACAACCGAACCUAGCACAGCUGAUCUCAAGCCUUUUGCCUUCGUCUUAUUUGUUUUCCUAUUCUUUUAUGGACCAUGCUCGUUUAAAUGGCUCAAUAAUACUUAGAAAAUAUUAACCGACAGAGGGCUUUUGGGACAAGUAUCUAUUUUGUGUCUGAUAUAUGGCAUGAAUGAAGGAAAUUGAAAAAAGUGAUAGACGAGG
This is a messenger RNA of Desarmillaria tabescens, 985 nucleotides long. RefSeq lists its product as uncharacterized. Bases 122 to 889 code for a protein of 255 amino acids. The transcript is spliced from 3 exons. Lineage: Eukaryota; Fungi; Basidiomycota; Agaricomycetes; Agaricales; Physalacriaceae. The record is from RefSeq and is a predicted model, not a curated record.